Molecule: messenger RNA, 8298 nt
Organism: Pan troglodytes (chimpanzee)
Lineage: Eukaryota; Metazoa; Chordata; Mammalia; Primates; Hominidae
Exons: 7
Coding region: 1-999 (332 amino acids)
Source: RefSeq, a predicted model, not a curated record
AUGGUGCCUGGCAUCUUCAGUAAAAUAAAGACAAUUCACAUGAUGUUUUCAGGGGACAAAGAGAGAGCUGUCUGCCUGAAGAGCUGUCUGGCCUUGUGUCCUUUCAAGCACGGAUCUCGGUGCCCAGUGGUCAAUACCCUUACUUUUAUCCAGUGUCUGCUUCAUUUAAACUUAAUCAACUCCAUCAAUGAACUGGAACAGGGAAACGUCCCUGUGGAGGAUGAGGCUGUCACUACUACAGUUGGGACUGUUUCAUACUCCUUGCUCUUGUGCUAUGCCAGGGGGUACUGUCUAACCCACAAGUCUCUGCCAGGAAUGUUGCCGUCCACACUGGAGUGGGGCCUGGAGUGGGGGGGCUUGCGGGUAGUUGAUAUCAAAUCCCGGUCUCUCUCACUUCCGCUCAAUCGGCUUUUGGCCAAAGACGAGUAUCUUCUUCCUGGACUGCCUUCUCCCACCCCAACCCAGACACCAAGGGGACGCGACGGCGGUUUUGGGACGCUGGCUGAUCAUCUGAGAGGAGGCGAUCCCGGCCCCGCUGGGCGUUCAGGAUCCCGAUCUGGACGCCGUCCACCCCGCCCCGCCGGGGGCUGGGGCGAAAGCGGAACAAGUCGGCGGGGCUGGUUGGGCCGCGACCUCCGGGGCACGUGGCCGCAGACAGUGCCCGUGCCGGGGCGGGGAGGCGAGUUCUCCCUGCGGCCGCGGACCCUGGAUGGUGGCGUCGCCCGAAGACGCGCCUCACCGGCCUGGGUGGGGUUGCCUUUUGCCCUCGAGGCUGGCCUGAGCGCUGGGGGGCCGCUGGCUAACCCUGAGGUAGAUACUCGGGAAAUGGGUGGAAUAGGGAAAGGGACUCAGCCCUUCCGCCCUUUUCCCCAGUCGAGGCCCGCGUCACUGCCCUGUGGGUGCAGACGCCUCCAGUGUCACUCCCCUGGGUUUCGCUUGGGCAGAAGAAGAGAUUGUAGGCCGGACCCCAACGCCGAAGCCCUGAGGCUUCUAAUGUGAGGAAAAACACGGAAUGACAAGUGUGGGAAAGAGCAAGCACUAAAUUACUGUCAGAAAAAUAAACGGAGUAGCACAGUGCUGCUCGGUGAUUUACGGGGGCAAUUAGUCACCACCCCACGGCGCUGCUGAGGACAGCACAGCAGCAGACAAGUCAGGCCCACGAGGAAGAAGAGGCUUUGCACUGCUCUCCAGACAACUUUUCAAACAACAAGAGAGGAUAUUUGAGCACAUUAGGUUUUGUGUCUUCAUUCUGGCCAUGUGAAGAUGUGCUUGCUUCGCCUUCCAUCAUGACUGAAGUUUCCUGAGGCCUCCCCAGCUAUGCUCCCUAUACAGCCUGCAGAACGGUCGGCUGCCUCCAAUCCUGAGGUCAUCACUCAUCAAGAGGGGAUAAUCCCAGGGACAGCAGGAUCUGCUUCGUUACUUGGAUUUAGGAGCCAGAAACCCAUCAGGCAACUAAACAGUAACAAUGACCCACCAUUAAACACACUGAGAGAAGAGCAUGAUGAAGAGUUUGUACAAGAAGAAGCCAGGAGCACUUGCUGACAAUGCUUACAGAGACGCAGGCUUCUAUGAGCUCUGCCUGUUGAACUGCAGUAAAAAUAGAUCUCCUUCCCCAGAGAGGCUUGGAUGUGGGCACAAUAUCAGUUCAGACGAUGGUCAAUGCAUGUACUUAAUAGAGUGAAAAGACUUUGGACUGUGAAGUCAGAUUACCUGGGUCUGAAUUGUUAUUCUUCUACUUCUUUGUAGUAUGCUUUCACCACAUUAAAAAUUGUCUGAGCCUCAAUUUUUUUAUCUGCAAAAUGGAGCUAAUACCUACACAGGGGCUUUUAAGAGAAUCAAAUGCAACAAUGUUUGAAAAAGCAACGUACUCCCCUUUAUGGAAAAAGAGCCUGUAAAGGAACCAAUACAAUGGCUGGGCGUGGUGACUCACACCUGUAAUCCCAGCACUUUGGGAGGCCGAGGUGGGUGGAUUGCCUGAGCUCAGGAGUUCGAGACCAGCCUGGGCAACAUGGUGAAACCCCGACUCUACUAAAAUACAAAAGAUUAUCCCGGCGUGGUGGUGUGCACCUGCAAUCUAAGCUACUUGGGAGGUUGAAGCAGGAGAAUUGCUGGAACCUGGGAGGCAGAGGUUGCAGUGAGCCAAGAUCGCACCACUACACUCCAGCCUGAGUGACACAAGACUGUGUCUCAAAAAUAAAUAAAUGAAUAAGUAAAUAAAUACAAAAUAAAUAAAAUAAAGAAACCAAUACAACAAAGGCUGCUCUCAACAUUUUCCCUGCUCCUAGGCACUCAAUAUCAGAACAUAGGCUUCUUUCUUUUGCUCAGAUACCAGGGAUAAGAAAUGAGAGAGAGAAGAGAGAGAGAGAGAGAGAGACAGAGUAAUGUGGAAAGACAGGAAGCUAGAUUCUGGCUCUUAGAGGAAAAAAUUCACCCUAAAUAAUUUUCAGAUAAUGUUGCUCUCCUUUCUCAAACACUGGGGCCACAGGCAUUAUGCCAAAGGAGUCAGCAGCCUGGCAGAUAUUUUAAACUGAUUCUGAGACUGAACGACAGCCCAUUUGCACCAUAUGCCACUGACACGUUAAUCUAGGCAAGGAUGCUAGGCACCUGGGGAAAUCCAUGCUGAAAUGCCAUUUAGGCAGGACAUACCAACUCCAGUGGCAGAAGUUCAUCAAAACAAACAGGCAGGGUGGCCAAGAAGAUAGAAGUGGAAAGCAGGAGUGAAGGGGACAUGCAGUGUCCAAGGCACAAAAGGUGUUCUGAGUUGCAGACACUUCAUUGUGCUUCUAGGAGAGCUGCAGAUUCAGCAAGACAUUAAAACUGGGUAUUUGCAGUCUGGACAAACAAGUAUCUGCUACUUUUGCAUCAGUUAUUCUACAUGGCCUCCAACCCUGUGACCCUUCUAUCCAUUGGCAAAUACUGGGCAAUGCUCCAGUUCACCAGAAUGGCCUCCUUUAUCCCUGCAGUUUCAUUGUAAAAAGCCCAAGCAAGCGGCUGCCGAGUGACUCUAGUAGUUGCUCCGGUGUCAGACUUUCCAGGAUCCAAUUUGGUGGGAGCACUCUGGGCCUUUGGUCUCCCUCUACUCUUUGCCAGGCCCUGUUUCUUGGUUACUCUGAGCAGUAAUGAGCUUCUCCACCCCAGCAUGAGGACAGGCUCACAGCCAGCACAUGAAAAGGGCUGUGCUCAUGUGUGGCAAACUACUCUAUUUCAUGGGCAGCUCACACGUCUGUUUUUUUUUUUCCUUCUUCUGUGAUGCAACUACACUAAUGAUUUUUUAAAGUAGGAAUAAGGCAGUACUAUGGCUUUCUGGGGGAAAAAAAGUCACACAGCAGGAAAACUGCAGCAGAUAUCAUCAAAGAAGCUCAGAAUAAAAUGCCCACCCAUUCUUGUCAUUGGCCCAGAUGAUUUUCCAGGAGGAAAAGGAUCAUUCUAACAGGCAUCUUAAUAAACAAAUAGAAUCAUUACCUUCGUUAUUUUCCUCCAGGCAAAUGAGGCUUAAAAAAUCAGCUCUUCCUGUUAAUGUUAGUUAUUUUUCAUAGUCAGAAGAAUCUGAAAGAUCAUAAAAAUAAGAUUAGGCCACCAAAGAAUGUGGAUAAGCAGUUCAGAGAUGUUAAGCGCGGGCUCUGGAAUCAGCUUUUGGUUCAGAUCUGGAGCUCUGUCCCUUACCCUCUGAUGACCACUGGCAAUUUACUCAACCUCUACCCCCAGUCUCUGUUUCUUCAUACAGAAACUUGUAUGAAUAACUUAUACAGAAUAACCCCACCUGUACCUUGUAAAGAAUAACCUCACCUGCCAGGGUUGUUAAGAGGAUUAAAAGAGAAGGUAUGUGUGUAGCAAGGAGCACAUUUCCUAGCACAUGGUCUGGGUACUUAUGUUCAAAUGAUAGGCCUGAUCUUGGAAACCACAUGUCACUUAUGUGUUGUAAUGUAGACAGAUUGUUUCUGUGGAUUCUUCGCAAAGACUAAGUAGAUGUUCAAAUGAGAAAAUCAUAGGCAUUUUCUGCGCAUUCACCACUACACACAUCGGGCUGUGCUGUGUAUUAGGAAAGAUUUAUAAGAAGUAGAAGAGUUAGUUUUUACUCAGGAGUAGCUUAAAGUCAACCCUGAAGAACAGUAAUACCACUCUUAAUUCAAGACCUGAUGUCCAGCAACCCCAUGCCUUUACCCUAUGCACCCAGAAACCCAUCUUAAAUGAGAUCUAAACACGCUACCACAGUAGUGGCCUAACUGAUCUCCCCGCACCCCUCCUUGACUUCAUAUAGCCAAUCCACAGAGCAGCAGAGGACUCUAUAUAAUGUAAAAUAAAUCAUAUCAUCUCAGAAUCCACUGAUGACUCCCUACCUCACACAAAAUGGGACCCAAAGUCCUCAUUCUACCUGCAAAGCCCAUCAUGGUUUGAGCCCCAUUACCUUCCUGAUCACUUCUCUUCCUGCUUCCCUCCUUUGCUCGCCCCCUUCCAGUCACACUACCCUCCUCAAACACACCAAGCUUGCUCUCACUUCAGAACAUCUGGACUGCUACUUUCUCUCUCUGGAAUGCUCUUGUCCUAUGUACUCAUAUGGCUUGCUCCUUUACUUCAUUUAGGUUUCUGCUCAAAUGUCAUCUAAUCAGAGAAAGCUUCCUUGAUCAUUCUUUUUAAAUAGUCACCCAAUCCUGCUAUUCUCCGUCUCCCUACUCUGCUUUAUUUUUCUUCACAGAGCCUUCAAGACUUCAUAAAGGAAGGUUAACGUAAUGAGGUCCAGUCCUCACUGCUACAACUGAUCUCAAUGCCAUAAUUAAUAUUUGUCACCUUCAUCUUCCACCCCUAUUCUAGUUUUGCCUCACCCUUUACCAACACCUCAGCUGGUCUAGGGUGCCUCCCAGCAACCUAGGAGUCAUCUAAGAGUGACUCAGACCUUCACCCACAAGGGGACUGGGUUGCGUUAGCCCCUGUGGGCUGAGGUUGCUGCAGUUGCCAAUUUACAGUUAUCAAUGGACAUUGGAGUUAUCACCAAGAGAUGCCCCAUUAAAUCCCUGGGUCCUAGACGUACUCCCUUCUGCCCUAUUGCCUCCAUUGUGUAAUAGCAACCCUAUUUCCUCAUAGGAAUCGGGGUCAAUUGCUUAAUAAAUGUUUCACAAGUGGAUCAUUGAGAAUGGUGAAAAGAACCAAUCUUAUUUCCACCAGUUGAUUCCUGGACCCGUAUAUUAUAGCUAGGAGAAAAUCACCACUGUUUGUUCUGUGCAUAUACUGCAUGUUGGAGUAUACAGUUCAACCCCAUAGGGUAUUAUGCCCAAGCUAGCACCUUAACUAGGCUCUUCCAUUAUUCUACUAGGCUGGCUGCCUCUAGGUGAAGAAGUACAUUGUAAGAUCAAUCAAUCCCAUGAUCAUGUGCCCAUUGUCACAACCCUCUUACCAUCAAAUGGAUCUCUUAGUCUGAGGCACAGUUGUGUGGAUUCCCAUUUCAGUAAAGAACACAUUCCGUAAGUCCUCAGGUAGCAGUGUCAGCAACAGCACUGACAUCAGGGAAGGCAAAGCCAUAUCCAACUAGGUGUCAAUUCUAAUAAUGGAAUUAGGUGUGAUGUCAUCAACUUGCCACCAAGUGCCUGGCUAGUAUCUCUGAGGAUGGUGCCUUAUCUAUGCCAGCCUGUCCUCUGGCAGGAAAAAUAUUCAGCAAUGGCAGGAGCUAUAUCAGCCCUGGUGAGAAGGACUUGAUACUGUUGUGUCCAUGCCUAGUCUCUACUCCUGUCACCAUGGCCAUGCCAUUAAUGAGCCAAUUGCAAAAGUACUGGAAUGGCCAUGGAGAGACACUGACAUCCAGAAGACAAAAGUCAUCCUGUCUACUUGGUUGUUGAUGCUCUAUUGAUUCACUAUGGUGGAUGCUCAUGGACAUUAACAUAGGAUUUAAAAAAUCCUCACCCUUUAUGCCUAUCCUCAUAGGUCCAUCCAUAUGCCUUGGCCCUAUACCUCCUUAUAGACAAAGCUGAUAAAAGCAGACAUUAGAAAGCUAGUCAUUAUCGUAGGCCUCUGAAUGUGACUCAGAGUUUUCUGCCCAAAAGCCAGAAAGGGCAGCUCUACUCACCAGAUCCUAUCUUUAUUAGUCAAGGGUUGCCCCAGGGAAUGUUAAUUCUCUCAAAUGUCUAGAUUUGCAUUCUAGGUUUGCAUAUGUGUGAGUGCUCAGGAGAUUCCAGCAGACAUCUAUUCAGCUUAGAAAAACUCAGGCUAGAGAGUGGAACAGAUUCACAGUGCAGCUGAGACAAGAUCCUUAUCUGGUUAUACCUGGGCAUAGCUGCUUGCUGCAGCAAAAGUUGGAAAAAAUGGUGGGUUGAGAGGAUAUGAGAUGAAGCCUAAGAGGUGUCUGAUAUACCUUCAAAACCUGGGAAGGCAGAUAUGACUGUGAGAAAGUGUUAAAUUAUGUAUUUCAGCUAAUUAGAUAAUACGGUAUUUAAAAAUAUAUGCUAAUUGUGUGGUGCUGUCAACAAACGCAAGAUUUGUUAGCAAAGGAAGAGAUCAAUUGGGCUAGAAUUGGCAGGAAAGGAGCUGGUGUCUUGAGCCAUGGCUGGUGGGGAGCUGAGGAUUCUGAGUAGAGUCCCUCCAUGUUAAGGAAGGUGAAUUGACAAUGCCCUGGAGAAGAGGUGGAGUCAAGCACAGGACAGACAGACUGCCAUCUUUGUUGUGAUACAGUGUAGUACAUGGCUAAAUAAACAUGCUUUGGAGUAAGACAGGUCUGUUUUGAAUCAUGGCUGUACUGCUUGGGUAAGUUCCUUAAGCUCCUCACACUUUAGUUUCCUCAUUUGUCUAAUGAAAACAGUGCCUACUUCAUAGAUUCAUAAUGAGGGUUCAAAUAAUUAAUUUACAUAAAAUACUUAAAAUAGUGCCUGGUACAACAUAAGCCCCAGCAAAGAUGAGCUAAUACUAUUAAUAGGGAAAGUACAAACAAUGGCUUUUUAAAAGCGAAAGGAAACCUAACUAGAACAAAAUUAUAAGAAUAGGAAACACUGGGCAGUAAAGGGAAAACAGAUACAUCAUAUUUUCAUACAGCACAAAGUAACUGACUUUAAGGAAAGUUCCACAAAAAGUAUUCCGUUAUGUCCUGCAAAAAGUACCUGGAGAUGUCUGAGGCAUCUUGGAGACACUCAGCAGAAAUUCCUUUUAGCCUCAGUGCAAAGAAAACUAACCAAACAAUAAUGGCGAUGUUGACAUUAUCAGAAAAAGCAAUGGCAAAAAACCUGUUGGUAGCACGUCUUCUUUUGGAAUCUAUAGGACAUAUGGGUAGCUUGGGCCUUUCGUCAUUUCUCCAGUGUAUGGCUGGAUUAGCCAGGCAAAUGCAAUCUGCCUCCACAUCAGAAGGAGAAUAUUUCCAGGCAGAAAGGGCUGCAGCUGUCACCGACGAACUCCAGGCAUCCUGGGGAUAGAAUGGUUUGCUGCAGCCAAGUUUUUUGGGGAAAAAUACUUCUCUUCUUACCUGAGCUGCCUACUAGUAUUCCUUUGCUCAUAAUUUGUAUGAACAGAACAAUUGUGUUGAUGAUUCCAUGCACUGAACAGGAUUGAGACACUAUCAAAGCAUUUGGGCGUUGGUUUGACAAGUUAUCCAAGAUAUCACGAAGAGUUUCCUUUUUGGUCUUCUGCCUUCAAGGUGCACCCUCUCCAAUGCUAAAGUUCUUUGUGAAUCUGCCUUGGCAAUUAGCAUGAAGAGAUAAAUGACCUUUGGCAAUCAUUAGCUCCUUAAUCAUCAUCUGCCUUCCCUUUAUUCUCCAACAGAUCCUGACCCACUUCAUUUUUGUGUUAUAAAAACCUUCCAUUAUUUUCUGAGUUCAAAGGGCCUUCUUUAAAUCUUUUCUUUUAUUAUAAAAGUAAUACUUGCUUAUUAGGAAAAAAAAAUCAGAGAAUUUACAAGGUUGCAAAGUGAAAAGUAAAAGAUUCACUCCCCACUUGACCAAGAAACACCCCCACCCUACUCCCUACAGGUUCACCAUUGACAAGAGUGAGUUGGGUAUGCUUCCAGACAUUCCCCUUUUUUCGAAGGGGAUUGUACCCCCUCCACACAACUCACAAGCAGUGCUGCUUUGCAACUUACUUUUUUAUUGAACAAUAUUGGGAAUGUCUUUUCAUGUGUUCAUAUAGAUUCAACUCAUUAUAUUUAAUGAGUAAAUAGUAUUCUAUUGUGUGGCUUACCAGGAAUUUUCUAACAAGUCCCUGAUUAAUGGGAUACUUAAAGAUAUUCUCAAUUUUUCUCUGUUACAAACCAUUCUGAUAUGAACACACAUAUAUAUAUAAUUGUGUACUUGUGAAAGUGCAUGUCUAGAAUAAAUUCUUACAAGCCUA